AUGGAGCGGGCGGCAGGCGAGGGCCGGCCCCUGCUGCCGGCGGCGGGACACUCCGCCGAGCCCUCCUCGGCCGGGCUCUCCUCCGCCGGCGCCGUCUUCAUCCUGCUCAAGUCUGCGCUGGGCGCGGGGCUGCUGAGCUUCCCCUGGGCCUUCGGCAGGGCCGGCGGGGCCGUUCCCGCCCUCCUGGUGGAGCUGGGCUCGCUGGUGUUCCUGGUGAGCGGGCUGGCCGUGCUGGGCUAUGCCGCGGCCCUCAGUGCCCAGCCCACCUACCAGGGCGUGGUGCGGGCCGUGUGCGGCGCGGCCGUGGGGAAGCUCUGUGAGGUCUGCUUCCUCCUCAACCUCUUCAUGAUCGCCGUGGCCCUCCUCAGGGUGGUGGGCGACCAGCUGGAGAAACUGUGUGACUCCGUGUACCCCAACGGGACACUGAGUGGGGUCUCUCAGCUGCCCCCCUGGUACGUGGACCAGCGCUUCACCCUCUCAGCUCUCUGUGUCCUCGUCAUCUUCCCACUCUCUGUCCCCAGGGAGAUCAGCUUCCAGAAGUACUCCAGCAUCCUGGGCACGCUGGCUGCAUGCUACCUCACUCUGGUCGUCAUCCUGAAAUACUACUUGCAAGCAGAGAGUCUGCGUUUGACUGAGUCGGCUCAGCCCUCCAGGUCCUCGUCCUGGACCUCCAUCUUCAGUGUCAUUCCCACCAUCUGCUUUGGCUUUCAGUGCCACGAGGCAUGUGUGGCCAUCUACAGCAGCAUGCGCAACCAGAGCUUCUCCCACUGGGUCACCGUCUCUGUGCUCUCCAUGCUCAUUUGCCUGCUCAUCUACUCCCUCACUGGGCUCUAUGGCUACCUGACCUUCGGCGAGGCCGUGGCGUCCGAUGUCCUGAUGUCCUACCCAGGGAAUGACCCGAUUGUCAUUGUCGCUCGCCUGCUCUUUGGUGUCUCCAUUGUCACCAUUUACCCCAUUGUGGUGCUGCUGGGCAGGUCCGUGGUGAAGGACAUGUGGGCAGCCCCGAAGCGCAGGGCUGUGGCGGUGUCUGAGGCACACGAGCGGCGGAGCCGGGUGGCACUGACGGUCUCCUGGAUGGCUGCCACGCUGGGCAUCGCCCUCUUUGUGCCCGACAUCGGCAAAGUCAUCGAGCUCAUCGGGGGCAUCAGCGCCUUCUUCAUCUUCAUCUUCCCAGGGCUGUGCCUCGUGUGUAUGACUGGGACCCGCAGCCUCGGGCCACGCAAAAGGGCUGCUCUCAUCGCUUGGGGGGUUCUCUCUGUGCUCUGCGGUGCCUUUGUCUGCGGGCAGAGCGCUGCCCUGGCUGUGCUGGGGCUGCUGCGCUGAGGGACCACAGAGCCCCAUCGUGACCCCACUGCGCCCUCCUGGCGUCCUGCCCU
Messenger RNA from Serinus canaria (Common canary), 1376 nucleotides. It is a transcript of the gene SLC38A8, whose product is annotated as solute carrier family 38 member 8. The coding region runs from base 1 to 1323 and encodes 440 amino acids. The transcript has 10 exons. The record is from RefSeq and is a predicted model, not a curated record. Gene Ontology annotation, molecular function: amino acid transmembrane transporter activity. Gene Ontology annotation, biological process: amino acid transmembrane transport. Lineage: Eukaryota; Metazoa; Chordata; Aves; Passeriformes; Fringillidae.